AUGAAUACAUCAUUUCUGUCACUGAACGGGUCUUCUACUACAUACACAAUAGAUGAAAUACCCACUUUGAUUUAUACUCCUGAUCGACCGAAUAGUAAUUUUCUGAACCAAUCUUCAACUGCAUCAACUCCAAUAAAUGCCACUUCACCAACAUACGAAGAAAACACAUUCAUCAAUUGGAGUCAAGAAACGCAACAUAUACUGAAAUUUCAAUCCAAUUUGUCCAAAAAAUGGAUCACUUUUGUUCUACUGGCAAUAAUAUUGGGUUAUACGGCUGCUGCAAUCAAUCUAAUUUCAAUCUCAUUAAAUGACUUGAAAAAGGGCAUAUGUUUAAGCGAUUUAGAUGCUUGGAGUAUAUUCAAUCCAUACCUGACUUGUCCAGCCGGUGAAUGGUAUAAUUGGUCACGUUUGUUAGCUGGAUCGAAUGCAAUAUGGAGUAAAGUUGUGAUUAAUUUCCCCAUAUAUCUCAUUUUUGCUGUAUUAUUUGCCAUGGGUGCUAGUUAUCUCACAAUCAAUCGUGAACAUCUAAUACGUCAAUCAGGCAUACCGGAGAUAAAAUUGCUCAUAUCGGGUUUCAAUUUGAAUGUUAGUAAAUACUUGGGUCUACAUACUUUAUUAUACAAAAUUGCAGGUUUGAUGCUAGUUGUUAGUUCAGGAUUGUGGUUGGGUAAAGAAGGUCCGUUGGUGCAUGUCUCUUGUUGUAUAUUUAAUAUUAUUUAUGAGUUUUUCAUCCAAGGAAAGAUGGGUAAUAAACCCAAUGAAGCAAUACGAAGGGAGAUACUAAGUGCUGCUACAGCAACUGGAAUUUCUGUUGCUUUUAACUCACCAAUUGGUGGUGUUUUAUUUGUGUUGGAAAGUAUGCCAAGUUAUUUCAGUCCUACAAAGAUCAUGUGGAAUUCUUUUGUUGCAGCUACAAUAGCAAUUAUUGGCUUAACUGGGUUCAGUUCAUUCACUGAUGGAAGCAACUUUGUUGAGCAGGAUCUUUUUCAAGUGAAUUUUGGUAAUUUUAGUUGGUUAUUCUUGGAGGUGAUUCCAUUCAUCAUUUUGGGAGUUCUUGGUGGCAUGUAUGGAUACUACUUCACCAAGGUUAAUCAAAUUUUCCAACAGAAAUCAUUACGGAAAAGAGUUCAAUCUAUACUAGUGCAAAUUGGUAAAGUUGAUGUGAAAUGGGGGCCAUAUUUGGAAGUGUUGGCUAUCGUCGUUCUCACUACAAUUCUUAAUUUCCCAUUGGAGAUUUCAAAAUUGCCCUUAAGUUCAUAUCUCAUUUUGUUGUUUAGACAAUGCCUGAAAGAGGGAAGUGAUGAAACUAAUGCGGAGGACUUUCUUUGUCUGUCAUCAAACGGGGCUACUUCGCUAAAAUUAGCUUAUAUUCUUGUCCAAGGUUUUGGUCUCACUGCCUAUACAUUUGGAGUUGAUUUACCUGGAGGUGUGUUGAUGCCGUCAUUGGUUUUGGGUGCCACUACAGGGAGACUUUUGGGAAUAGUGAGUCAAGUUCUACAAUCGCGGUUCAAUUGGGAAUCAUUGGCAACAUGUACUGAAAAAUCAUGUGUUGUUUCUCCAUCAUCAUAUGCUGUUAUCGGUGCUGCAUCAUUUAUGACAGGGAUCACUAAAUUGACAAUGUGUGUAGUUGUCAUUAUGUUUGAGAUGACGGGUGCCGUGUCUUACGUUUUACCAAUUAUGUGUGGUGUUGUCACUUCUAAAUUUGUUAAUGAUUGGCUUACACCAUCAAAUAUUUACGACACAUGGCUACAAAACAACUUCAAUAGACCUGAGCUGGUGGGCAACGUUACUCCUGGUAUGAUUAAUGAAGGUAAAGGAACGGGUAUUGUGUCGUUUUCCAACUUGACAUCUACAAUCAAAUCAAAACUUCCAGACGUUACAGUUCGUGCAUUAAUGGUCCCAUUAGAUCAAGUAAAAUGUCUUUGCUUAGCUAAUGAAGAUGGGCCCUAUACUGCCAAAUCAUUGUGGGACUUUGUCAAUGAUGAUACUCAUGAAGGAUAUCCCUUAAUUAUCAAUUAUUCAAAUCCGGUAUACAUUGGUUACGUGGCCAAAUCAGAGCUUGUCGACAAAUUGCAAAGUAUCAAUCGCAACGAUUCUUCGGAUCCAAUAUCAUUUCAAAUCGAAAACUUACCUAGGACUGCUUUAUCUAUGCAACUACAUUAUGAACGUAAAUUCAAUUGUAUUCACUUGGCUUUAACAGUUGCAACUUCACCAUUGUAUACUAAUGAAUUAUCACCUGCGAUAUUGAUUUUGGAAGAAUUUGAGAAAUUGUACUUGAAUCAUCUUGUUAUUCUCAGUACAAACAAUAUUGAGAAUCAAAUAAUGGUGGGUUUUAUCGACCGUUUCAUCUUGGCGAAUGCAAUUAAUGAUAAAUUUGGUAAAUUGGCUAAUGAAUUGGCAGAUUUUGAAGCUAUUAAUGAGUAUGAUUUGGAGACUGCUGUGGGUGAUGAUGAGGAUGAAAUGAUGAAAUUACGAUAUAAUAGAAAAAGUAUAGAGUUGAUUACUUGA
This is a messenger RNA of Lodderomyces orthopsilosis Co 90-125, 2508 nucleotides long. RefSeq lists its product as uncharacterized. The transcript has a single exon. Gene Ontology annotation, biological process: chloride transport; transmembrane transport. The coding region runs from base 1 to 2508 and encodes 835 amino acids. Gene Ontology annotation, cellular component: membrane; Golgi apparatus; early endosome. Gene Ontology annotation, molecular function: voltage-gated chloride channel activity. NCBI's taxonomy places the organism in Eukaryota, Fungi, Ascomycota, Pichiomycetes, Serinales, Debaryomycetaceae. The record is from RefSeq and is a predicted model, not a curated record.